Molecule: messenger RNA, 939 nt
Organism: Moneuplotes crassus
Lineage: Eukaryota; Ciliophora; Spirotrichea; Euplotida; Euplotidae
Source: the annotation of a GenBank genome assembly
AUUUUAUUUGGUUCAGAUGGAAGAAAGGGAACCGAAGGUUAUAGAUAAAGGAGAGAAAGAGAGAAGGGAAGAAGGCUUUGAAAAAGAAGGAGGGAGUAAAGAUACUUUAUGUGAAGAGGAGAAGCAAAGAACUGGGUGUGACUCUGCUCAAGGUUGUAAGAGAAGUUCAUCCAAGGGUGAAGGAGAUGAAGGAGAUUAUGGUUGCUCAAUUUGUAUUACAAGCUUUGAUGAAAAUGAUACAAAAGCGAUCCCUCUUUUGAAGAAAAAGCUGAAGAGUUCUCAUAAAGAACAAAGCAACAUUGUUGAUGCUGGAUCCACUGGAUCAUCUUGUUCUGAAGAUAUAGUCAUAUUGUACUUUGAUCACUUAGACUUCAAAAUGAACUUGCCUUCAGAGAUACUCAAAGAUAUCAUUGGAGUUGUCAGACAAAGAGAUAUAGAAGACAACUUGGAAGAGAUUUUGGUAAACUUUGAAACCAACGGAGUUUCAAUCCUCUUCAAUUGAAGUCACAUUUUCCAUAAGCACUGCAUCAAAGACUGGAUUAAAGGACAUAACACUUGUCCAGUCUGAAGAAAAACUAUUUAUCAGAAGGAAAAUGUAUAUCAAUAUUUUGAUGAGCCGGAUUAUGACAAUAAUCAAAUUGAUUUACUCAGAGACAUUGAGGAUGGUUCAAGUUAUAGUAGUUUAUCAGAUGAUGAUGAAGAUGAACCAAUUGGCGAUUUGAUGAAUAUACCACUUAUUAGUCCCAAUCAUAGUUAUCAAAAUCUCAUCACGACUGAGAAUGAGUCUCACAAUUCAGAUAAUGAAGACAUACUUGCAAAUUAUCCGUACUGUGACUCACCUGUUGCUUGGAAAAGAAAUCCCUCUGGAAGCUCAUUCCCUUUCAUUUUUUAGGGAAUAGUUAUUGUAGAAGAGAGUUUCUUUAAGUAAUUUCUAAUUGC